Molecule: messenger RNA, 7792 nt
Organism: Apus apus (common swift)
Lineage: Eukaryota; Metazoa; Chordata; Aves; Apodiformes; Apodidae
Gene: ACSF3
Product: acyl-CoA synthetase family member 3
Exons: 8
Coding region: 10-1602 (530 amino acids)
Biological process (GO): fatty acid metabolic process
Molecular function (GO): medium-chain fatty acid-CoA ligase activity
Source: RefSeq, a predicted model, not a curated record
UCUGUUGGAAUGCUCCUGUGCUUCGUGUCGUGGCUGGGAUGGUGGCUGGGCUGGGCUCAGGUCAAGUGCUGGCUGCCCGGGUGGUGCCUGGUGCCAUGGCUGAGCUUGUCCCAGCAUCCUGCCUGGUUCCAGCUGCUGCCAGGCUGGCACUUUCAGAAUCACUGGGAAGGAGGUGGUGCUGGCAGGAUGCUGGUCUCCCUGCUCUUCCCCCAAGUGAGCCGGCCCCUCCGAUGCCUCAUCCAGGACUUGCAUCACUGCAGAUGGGGGUUGUGUGGGCAGAAGGGGGCUGGCUGUCCCCACAGGGGUCUACAGACCACCCAAGCAACCAACAGCAGUGACAUUACCCCUGUCUUCACUAGGGCUUUGGCCUUUGGUGAGAAAAUUGCCAUCAUUGACCAAAACGGCGAGCACACUUACCGGGACCUCCUCGGUCAGAGCCUGCGCUUGUCCCAGGAGAUCUGCAGAGCUCUGGGCUGCUCCAGCAGGGACUUGAAGGAAGAGAGGAUCUCAUUUUUGUGUCCCAAUGAUGCCUCCUAUGUUGUGGCCCAGUGGGCUUCCUGGAUGAGCGGGGGCAUCGCUGUGCCCCUGUACAAGAAGCACCCAGUGCCAGAGCUGGAGUAUGUGAUCCAGGACUCGCAGAGCGCUCUGGUCAUUGCUGCAGAGGAGUAUGUGGGGAAAAUAACCCCUAGUGCUGAGAAGCUGGGAGUCCCUAUUCUGCCCCUGCUUAGAUCUCGGAGUGAUGGAUCCAUGAGUCAUGCAGCAGUGGAAGAGGGUCCCUUGACUACCUGCUCCUCGUGGAAAGACAGAGGAGCCAUGAUAAUCUACACUAGUGGGACGACGGGAAGGCCAAAGGGUGUCCUCAGCACCCACGAGAACGUGCAGGCUGUGACCACAGGGCUGGUUGAGAAAUGGGAGUGGAAGAAGGAGGAUGUUAUUCUGCACGUGCUGCCUUUGCAUCAUGUCCACGGGGUGAUCAAUAAGCUCCUCUGCCCUCUCUGGGUGGGAGCCACGUGCAUCAUGUUGCCCGAAUUCAGCGCACAGAUGGUUUGGAAGAAGAUCCUGAGCUCUCAAGCUCCUCGUAUCAAUGUCUUCAUGGCAGUGCCCACUAUCUACGCCAAGCUGAUAGAAUAUUACGACAAGCAUUUCUCUCAGCCACAAGUCCAGGAUUUUGUGCGUGCCUUUUGCCAGGAGAACAUCAGGUUAAUGGUGUCAGGCUCAGCAGCCCUGCCUGUGCCUGUCCUGGAGAAGUGGAAGAGCAUCACUGGGCACACCCUGCUGGAGAGGUAUGGGAUGACUGAGAUUGGGAUGGCGCUUUCUAACCCUUUGCAUGGAGUCCGUGUCCCAGGAUCCGUGGGCACGCCGCUGCCCGGGGUGGAAGUGCGCAUUGUCACCGAGACCUUGAAGAACGGUGGUCGUUCCUACACCAUCCAUGCUCAAGGAGAUGAAGACAACACACAGGUGACACCAGGUCUUGAGGGACAAGAAGGGGAGCUGCUGGUGAAGGGACCCUCCGUCUUCCGGGAGUACUGGAACAGACCCAGGGAAACAGCAGAGGCCUUCACGCCUGAUGGCUGGUUCAAAACAGUUGACAGAGCUGCUUAGAUCAAAGUCCCCUCCAGCCAUUUCCAGGGAGACUGCUGGGUAUCCACCUGCUGUCAUACAUCCAAGUGGCACCAAGCCCUCGGGGACCCAGACAAACCCCAAGGAAAAAUGCCUCCAGCCGUCUGUCUGCUGUCUCUGUGAUACCUUCCCAGCUGUCCCGUGCCCCACCAGGUGAGAGGCAAUCUCCAAGCACACUCAUAGGCCACUGAGCAGGAAGGAUGGAAGGAAAAAAUAAGGAAGGAUUUUAUUUUUUUUUUUAUACUGUGGAGGUUGAGACACUGGUCCAGAUUGCCCAGAGAGGUGGUAGAUGCUCCAUCCCUGGAAGGUCAGGUGCCAUAUCCCCGUUAAAGGUCAGGUUGGAUGGUGCUCUGAGCAACCUGAACUAGUUGAAGACGUCCAUGCUCUCUGCAGGGGAUUGGACCAGGAGACCUUUAAAGGUCCCUUCCAACCCAAACCAUUCCGUGAUUCUAUGAGCAAUUGCUGAGCAAACCCUGGGAGCUGGAGGGAAGCAGCAGCCCAAGCCCAGCUCCUCUGGUCAUCCCACUCCCUGAUCUUUAUUCAUCCGUACCAGCCUCGCAACGCUCGUGUCUCUCAGACACUGUCAGACUGUGUUAUCUCUGCCCAGGAGGUGGCAAGUGUCAGGCUUUGGGGGUGUGAGGAAGCGGACAGAGGGCUGGGAUGGAGUCACACAGCCUGGUGGUCGGGCCCUGCCCCUUGGCCUGCACGUUUUCCUGCCUGUGCCGGGUGUUUUCUCCAGAGGAAUCCAGCAUUACAUGGUGUGCACGGAGGGACUGAUAGGAUCAGAAAGCAGGCUUCUCCCCGAGGGAAGGCCUGCUUCCAUUCACAUUUGCCCAUACAUCCAGAAAAUUAGAAUCUGGUGUAUUCAGGGAGAUUUUUUUUCAAUUACAGGUUAAGGCUGAGACAUGAAAUAGCACCAGGUUUGAAAGUAGUGUGUAAAUCCUGCAACAAAUCCAUGUAUCUCAGCUCCACAUAAUAAGAUUUUAUUGAUUGCUAUAUUGUAUCUGUCAGAAUAAAACUCUCUUAAUGCAUGCAUCAGGAUGGAGAAGAUAGAAAGCUUGUUGGUAGUAGAAUCUGAUUCAAGAAUCAAUGCACUUUGAUUAAUACGAUGUUAAGAAAGUAAGAGUUAUUUAACUUGUUUGAUGCACAUUUCAAAAUGAUGACUCAUAUCUUUUAAGUUUCUUCCUUUAAGCUGUAUUUAAAAAAAAAACCUUUUAGCUGUUUUUCACAUGGCUAAGUCCUGGUUUAUCACUGAAAUUUUGCUAGAUCCUUUUACACAGUAAACAACCCCCCCCCAGUUCCCAUUAACAAUCAUUCCUGUGGCCCAAAAGACUUCCCACAUGCCAUUGUUGAAGGCUUUGGAGGAACAGGGUGGACCUGCUAUCUCUUUAUUCCAUCUGGAUGUUCUGCAGUGAAAGAGGAAGCUCCAGGAAAUAAAAAAAAUAAUAAAAAGGAAAAUUAGUGUGGAAUAAGACAUCAUCAGGAGAAACGAGAAGCCCCCGUCAGUGCUGGCAGGUGCUGCCAGGCUGUGCCGUGUGUGUCUGUGCUUGCUGGACGUGCCUUCUGCUCAGUUCCAGCCUCUCCCCUGUCAUCUGCAAACUCAGGCACCAAGGACAAGCUUUGGCUUAGCUGGGAGCAUCCCACUGCAUUUCCUACUGCAAUUCCCAGGUUGCUCCAGAGAUGGAAUCUGCCCUUGCAGCAGCCAUGAACCCCAGUUGAGGGAAGAAGCCCUCUCAGGCUGGUUUCAGGGAUCUCCAGGUGUCUCUCCCCAUCAGCCUAAGCUCUCCAGUCCGUAGGCUCUUUGGAGAUCUCCACCCCACCAAUUCUGAUGGAAAAGGCAAAGCUUCCUGCACUUUUCCAGCAUGCAGCAAUCUGGUGUUUGUAGGAAAUGCCCUGGGCAGGUCCUUCUUGGUCAGACCCAGCCCAUUCCCUUUCCCAGGCUGGUCUGUGAGGAGAAGGGGCAGGAGAAGCAGUGAGUGAGACACCCCAGCCCUCUGGCAUAGGCUUUUUCCCUGGCACUUGCCUGUCCCCAGAGACAAGCAGGUGUUUCCCUGCCAGGGGAAUUGCUGACAUUGGUGGGUGUAGCACUGACACCUGAAACAGCAAAUGCUUUAGCCUGAUCAAGGCAGAUCAUAAAUAGAAAUGCAUCUGAGUAGCAUCCUGAUCUGCAGGUUUUCUGUUUGUUUGCAGUGUCUUUCCUAGUCACAAAUCCAGUUAAUGGAAAUUCUGUUUUUAAAAAAACUAUUCCCUAAAGUGUUGCAGAUGAUGAGACUUAGGGGUUGGGAAGGCCCAGGGGAUGAAGUGCUGGGUCCUUCCAGGGCUGGGCUCUCGCUGCUCCGUUUGGAGUCUGUUGUGGAAGAUCAUGAGUUGGGUAGGAUGGCAGGACUCACCUGCCUCCCUUGCUAGACCCACCUUUCCACAAAUGGAAGGAGAUGAAAGGACACCCCAAAUAAAUCCCAGCCAUGCCCCAAACACAGCUCCAUGUGCUGCUUGAGGAAGGAUAUCCCCCUGGAUCUUCAUGGUAUGGGAAGAGAGGCUGCAGGCACCUGCUGGGCAGCCUCUCCAGGCCAGCUGUGUGCUGGGCUCCUCUUUCCACCCAGCCCUCAUUUAAGAGGUGUUUCUUUUUCCCUGAGGACACAACAUUGCCAGGUUUGCCCAAUGGCUGAAAGUAUUGAGGUGACCAGGACACAGCGAAAUUAAACCCAAUGUUUCCUUGACUGCUCAUGAGAUGGAUGUUUUCUGCAGCUCAGCAAGUGACUUGGGAUUUUUGUAGCUGUAAAUGAGAGCAGCUUUUGGCACAGAAUGUGUUUGUUCUCUACAAAGCUCUUCUCUAGUUGUAUCAAACAUCUUGGACGCCAAGGCCUUUACUAGUUUGAGAACCUCAGAGUCCAGUUUUCAGGGGUGUGGAGCAAUUGCACCCCAGCCGAGAGUCAGUGGGAACAGCAGGCACCAAAAUCCAGGCUCUUCCCUCUUGGUCUCUUGUUGCUUUUCCCUUUCAAGCCGUGCUCAGGUGGAGCUGCUCUUGCAGCCCAAAGGGAGAGGGGCUCCUUCAGGCUCUGACCACCAAGAGGGAUGUAUCCCAUCCCAGGGAUUAAUGCAAGCAUCUCCAGCUGGGUUAUGUUGUGGAGAUGUCAAGCUGAGCUCUGCAAGCCUGUCAGAAGAUCUAGCAGGAGAAUUACAAGCUGGGAAGUGGGUUAAGAGGGGAAGUGGAGGAUUGAGCUCAGGAUGUGGCAAAGAAAUGGGCUGAACAGUUGUCUUUCUCAUGGUCCUUGGCAGAGGCUGUUGGAUUGUUGGCAAGGCUCUUUCUAGUGGCUGCUUCCUGCUGUAUAAAUAACUUCUGUGUCCAGUGCAGAAUUAAAAAUCUCAUAGGGUAAGGUCAGUAUCAAACCAGCUGAGUGAGAUCUCAUGCAGAGAACAGGACUGUGGUCCUAUCACAAGCACUGGAUUGUCUUGGAUACAGCUGGAUCAGGGCUCCAGGGAUUUUCACUGGUCCAUGCUCAUGAUUUGGGCACUGGGAAGAGUAGUGUUUGCUGUAUCUUCACUGUCACUGAUUCCCUGUGACCAUGGGGCUUUGGGAAGCCCCUUCAGCAGGAAGUGUAAAUGUUGCAGAGUUGUCUGCAGCAGCAACUGCAGGGAGGGGCUUUGCUGUGCCCCAGCGGAGUGCACCAGGGUGGGAAUGGUAGUGAUUAAGCCUGAAUGUUGCUGUGAUCACCCAAAACCCAAACACCAUCCAGCUUUGCAGAUGCCAGACUGGCAGCUGGCUGCUCCAAACGAGUGCUGAGAUCCCUGUGCAGAUGGUUUGUGCCUGUCUCCAGAGCAGAGCUGCUCCAGCCCUUGGUGCAUCUCCAUGGCCUCCUCUGGACUCUCUCCAGAAGCUCCAAGAGUGCUUGACAAAGAGCUGAGCAUCUCUGCGAGGCUCUGGCAUGCAGGGUGUGCUUGGACAGAUAACAGCUGAGGAUGUGAGCAUGCCAGGCUCUUCACUUUCAACAAGACUCAUCCCUCUGGGUUUAGCUCAAGAUGACAGAGAACAUAUUGACUUAAGACUAAUGGUGUUGUGCUGUAAGCAAAAGUCAAGGCUUCUGUAUAUUUAAGCAAACAAUUUAAGGCAGGUAUCUUUCCUCAGAUCCCACCACUGCCUCUCUUAGUCCACAGCCUCCCAUCGUUAUCUCUGCUUUGCUUAAUAAUUCGUCUCACCAGAGACUGGGGCGGGUCACAGCACUGAACAGAAGAGGUAGUGCUCUCCUGAGCUAAGGUGUAAUUGAUCCCUCAGCUGUUCUGCAGAGUCCAGAAGCCAGAGCAGAGGGGCUCAGUCUAAUGUUUUUAUUAUGACAAUUAUGAUUUUUAUCUGUGCACUCCUGGUUACUGAGCUCUUCAAAGUUCUCCCAGCUGAGGGGCAGCCACGUUCAGCUGGGCUGACACACCUUGGAGCAUUCUCUUGUUUAUUAGUCUUCAAGUUUUCUUUUUCAUCUUGCUGUCUGCAGGGAUUUCUAUAAAUAUUGAAAUGCUAAUGUGGAAAAAAAGACCCAACACCAAAACACCACGUUUUUAAUUUUGUACUUACCCAUGUUCUUUCCUGACUUGUCCUCUGGGCAAACCCAUCUGCAGUAAUUCUGGCUGUGAGCAGUGGGGGGGUUCCCUGUGCUCAGCCUACUCGUGUCAUAUCAGUCACCCAUGAGUUCCUGCUAAUGAUGAGUGAACCUACCAAGUCGUGGUUGCUUGGCUGUCAGGAACACUCCAAGGUUCUGCUGGUUUAGCUGCUGUUUUCCAUCAGAGGAAUGUGGCACCCUUGGGACAGGGUGUGCAGCGUCCCUAGGCUGGGGGAGCUUUAUCUGCUGCUUGUCCUUCAGGUCUGUGAUGUGCCCCAGGAGGGGCUCCUGGUCAUGCUGAACAUGCCCAGAAAUGAGGGGUGACGCCUCUGCCAAGGGCAGGCAGGAGCUGGGGUUGCUGCCAAACUCUUCUGAGGUCUAAUUUUCUUUUAAGCCAUUUGGUGAUGUCCUCCCUGGCUGAAACCUGCUGCCCAGGACUUUGUCUGCCAGCAUAUGACAUGGAAGAGGGUCUGAUCCCACCCCAGGCCAAGGCUGGAGCAGGGACCAUAUGCAGCAAUCCCUGAGGCCCUGAAACAAUAACACGGAGAUUGGCCUUUGUAUUUGCUAGCCCAAACCUGCUGGCCGUUUGGGCAUGCUGGGAAGCCCAUCUUGCAGGGGGUCAGAGAUGGUUUGGAGGGGAGCUCCAAGCUCCCCUGAUGUGUCCACAGAUGAAGCUGAAGCUGCUAGCUCUGGUCGUCUGUGGGUUUUGGAGACCUGUCAGCACCACUGCCAGCCUUAGACCAGCCCUUCACCAUCACCUUGGACCCUCAGUGUCUGUGAAGGAACAUGACAUGUUGCCAAGGAUGGGGUGAGCUUUGCAGGUCAUGAAGAAGGCAGCCACAAGACAUGUAUGUAACCUGCAUCUUUCCUGUCCUGUAGUUCUCUGUGUGUUUUUCUCUUUGGAAUGUCAGUCUUUUAAAACCAGAAUGACCAGAAGGUGCACCCCUGGCGUGAAUCCUGCCUGAAGGCAUGGUGCAGCAGGACUAGCUGUCACGUGAGGUUCAUCUGUUCCUGCUUCAGUACUGCCUGGCCUUCUCCCCUGAGCUGGGCAGAGCUCUGAUGGAGCAUGAUGACCCACGAGAUGAGUCCUCUUGAGGGCAGAGCCAGGUUUGACUGGUGACCUGGGUCAGGGUUGUAGAGCAGAGCACAGACAGGGGGAUUUGCACCCAGCAGGCUUCAGGCUGGCCAGGGAUGUUGGCAGAGCAGGCAAGGCAUGAGGGUAUGGGGUGGGGUCAGCCAGCACCAUCCUGGCUGCUCGAGAGGGGACAAUAACCUCCAGGAGCAUUUAAAACUACGGCUGUGAGAGGAAGGUACUGCUGAUUUAUCAGCCAAGAUGAGGGGCAGCUGCAUUCCUCAUCUGUCCAGCAGCAAGGCCCUGACUUCCCCGUCCCCUGGCUGGGUGCAGAGCUGGGCAGAGCACAUUUCUGGGCUGAAAUCAGCCUUGUCUUCCCUGCAGCUUUCACCUCCCGGUUACCCAGAGAUGCUGCUGGCGCUCCCUGCGCCGCUGCGUCUUGUGGCACAGCGUGCUGAGCAGGGCCUUAUUAGCACAGCUCUUUGGGAGAUGCCCUUGAGUGAUUUUUAUAUUU